CACGCCGUCACGACCUUACCCCAGGCUCAUCGUGGGCCACAACAGAAUCCUGCGCAUCUAUCUUCUCCCGCAUACUCCCAGCUUGAGCGACAGAUUAAUCCUUAAUCGAGUCCGUGGUCCCCCCUUUUUAAAGCGCUGCCACGCGGGAUGGCGACACGAAGCCGUCGAAGCGCUGCGACCGAAACUGUUGAAGAAGAGGAGGAGCAGGAGCGCGUGAGCACGCUGAAGUUUAAGCAGCCACUUGUUGGACGACCUGGCAAGCAGAUCAGCGUGGGAGAUUUGCUAGCGCGACUGAAAGCGCUGUGCGAUGAGCUGCGGGGUCUGGAACAGGACGACGCUGACCGGGACUCUCUCGUGCCUGUCGCGAAAGAAUUGGCGCACCAGAGCCUACUGCAGCACAAAGAUGCCGGUGUUCGGGCAUGGACGGCUUGCUGCGUGGUGGAUAUGUUCCGCCUAUGCGCGCCAGAUGCUCCCUACACGGCGCCGCAGCUCAAGGAAAUAUUUAGCCUGGUCAUCGCCAAGAUUAUGCCCCUCCUGGCCGACCCGUCAAACCCUUACAAUGGCCAACACUUAUACGUCUUAAGGUGCUUGGCUGAGGUGAAGAGCAUCGUCCUCCUCACUGAUAUCCCGGGAUCUGCCCAGCUCACCUCGACCCUGUUUAACAACUGUUUUGACGUGCUCUCAGGGCCAUCAAGAGCAGAAAAUGGUGAAGAGCUGAGUAAAAAUGUCGAGCACCAUAUGACGGCGCUUCUGUCCGUUCUGAUUGAUGAGGCCCCAAGCCUAUCUUCAGACGUAGUGGAUAAAAUCGUUGCACAAUUUCUGUGGGCUGACCCGAUAACACUCGGUGCUGGAACUUCGAAGGGGAAAAAGAGUGGUCCCGUGGAUUUGAAACAGUCAACUCUAUUCCGCAAGGAGGCUCCUCCGGCCUAUAAUAUGGCAAAAAAUCUCUGCAAUGCCUCUCGGGAUAAAAUGGCUCGUCUGAUUGGAGCUUAUUUCAGCUCAGUCAUAGUCGACUUUACUGGAUCUGGGACGGAAUUGCCAAAGCACAAAUCACGGAAGCGAGCUGGUAGCGAUGUGGAUGAGUCAGGCGAUGAAGGACUCAAAGGUCCUUCAGAGGAUGAAUUGGAAGACGCUAUCAAAGCGCAUCGAUUACUUCGGGAGCUGUGGAGGUGUGCACCCGGUGUGCUGCAGGACAUCAUUCCACAUUUACAAGAAGAGUUGGGCACUGAAAAUAUCCAAUUGCGUCGACUAGCGACAGAGACCUUUGGGGACAUGAUCUCAGGAAUUGGUGCAGCAGGACCACCCCCGAGCCCCGACCUAAAUCCUAGCGCCUAUCCAUCACAGAGCCUUGUGCCACCAUCAGAAACCGUACGAGCGUACAACUUCCUCACGACACCCACAUCACAAAACUCUUUUCCAUCCCAGUAUCCAGGCGCGUACCAUACUUUCCUCCAGCGAAAACAUGACAAAUCCCCCGUCAUCCGUUCGUCUUGGACUACUGGUGUUGGUAGAAUCCUAAUGACAUCAGCUGGCGGGGUCGGGCUGGAUCCCGAUGAAGAGCAGAGGCUACUCAAAUCUUUCGCCGAAUGUCUUAUCGAUAGCGACGAACGAGUCCGGCUCGCUGCUGUAAGGGCUAUCGAGCACUUCGAGUUCAACGACAUCGUCCAGAAGCUGGGGAGCAAUGGCAGCAUGUCAGAUUCUGGAUCGAUCCUUUCAAACCUUGCGGACAGAGUGAAAGACAAGAGGAGCGUCAUUCACUCGGAGAGUAUGAAGCUGCUAGGGAGGAUCUGGGGCGUCGCAGCCGGCGCCAUUGCUGAAGGGAAUGAACUAAUUACCAUCCUGCUCGGCCCCAUCCCCUCUAGGAUACUGGAAGCCUGUUACGUCAAUGAUCAAGAGAUCAAUGUUCAAGUUGAUCUCACGCUAUACGAUUCUCUUCUGCCUCUCGGCUACCCUCCAAUGAAGCCCAAAGCUACGGUUAAUGGAGGAUCGCAGGUCGUCAAGGAUAGUCAAUCUAAUGGGGAUCCAGGGUACACCGAGCUGGACCUGGAUAAGAUACGAGUAGAGAGGCAACUAGUUCUUGUAAAGGGUUUGGAAGAGAAGGCAAAGAAAGUAUUUUUCGCCAAACAAGGCAACCAAGCAACCAUCGCGACGUACAUGGAGCACUUUCUGAAGAUGUGCGAGGAAUAUAAUGGAGGAGUAAUGAACAAAGGAGAAAAGGAAAUAAAAGGAAAACUCGAAGGUCUCAUUAACUUCUUCGUCAAGACGCUACCCGACGCAUCUCGAGCUAUCGAAGAUUUAUGGAAGUUUGCAAAGGCCCACGAUCGCCGGAGCUAUCAACUCAUCAGAUUCUGCAUGGCACCAGAGAGUGAUUAUCGGAAGAUCUUUAAGUCAAUCAAAGAACUCAAGAAGCGAAUUGAAGACGGUCCAUCCGGCUCCACUCUCCUAGAGAUCUUGACUCCAUUAGUUUACAGGGUUAGUUUACUGUGCUACAACAAGAGCCACGUGCCCGCUAUCAUCGAAUUUUCUCGAACCGAUGACGAUGGGCUUGCAGCAACCGCACACGAGGUCCUUAAAGAAAUCUCAACAAGGCAUCCCAAAGUGUUCUCAACUCACAUGAAAGAACUUUGCAAGGCGCUCGAGAGCGAGGCACCGACCGCAAAGCAUCCGAAUCCGUCUGGAGCGGUAGACGAUCUGAAAGCUUGUGCCGGGUUUGCAAAAAAAUUUCCCAAAGACGUGCCAGUGAAUGCUAAAGAUAAUCGCAAACUGAUCCAAAGCUUUCUCAAUUUUGCCUUGUAUGGAUCGCCACCUAAGGCAGCGAAGCAUGCAGUCACAAUCAUCAUGAGCAGUGAUGACAAGAAGGAGAUGCACGCAAAGGAAAUACUGACGAAGAGCACAAAAGGUUUCGAGUACGGAGGUGACCACUUCCUUACCAAGCUAGCCGCUCUAAGCCAACUGGUAUUACUUGGUCCGGAGGAAUGCGAAGAUGACAUAGAUGCCAUUAUUGACAUUGCCGUAAAUCGGGUCCUACUUAAGCCGCAUCCCACCUCUCCUGAGGCCGAGGAAGAGUGGAUGCUAACACCUGACGAAGACAUGGUUGCCCGCACAUGGGCUCUCAAGAUUCUUGUAAACCGAUUACGCGCCAUUUCUCCUGAAAGCAGCGUUACCGACCCGGCAGGUCCCGUUUACAAGCUACUCAACAAACUCGUCGAGGAUAGCGGCGAAGCGUCGAAGAAGAAGACUACCCCACAAGGGCACAAAAGCCUUCAACGCCUCCUCGCAGCUACUUUUCUCAUCAAGCUGUCAUGCAACCGGCGUUUCGACAACCUACUCACACCCGCGAACUUUAACCAGCUCUCUGUCGUUCUGCAAGAUCCUAUCGUACAGGUUCGCAAAGGUUUCGCCACAAAGCUGAUGAAGUACCUGGGACAGAACCGACUACCUACUCGAUAUUACGCCGUCCUUUUUCUUCUCGCUUAUGAACCCGAUACUAACUUUAAAGAGAGCGUCAUUACCUGGAUUCGGUCGCGCCGAACGAUAUUUGCUGCCCGCAAAGAAACAACGCUCGAAACCAUAUUCGCCCGCUUACUCAGCCUGCUUGCCCACCAUCCUGAUUUCGAUACCGAUCACGACAAUUUAAUAAUGGUGGCGAAAUACAUCCUUCUCUACCUCAAUUGUGUUGCAACACCAGACAAUCUUUCUCUCAUCUACCAUGUUGCGCAGCGUGUCAAAGGUGUCGCAGAUGGUAUCACCCGCUCAACAGAAGCUGAUGAGAGGCUGUAUAUCCUUUCAGACCUUUCACAGGCCAUCAUACGUCUCUGGGAGGAGCAAAACGGGUGGAGCAUGCAAUCCUGGCCCGGAAAGUUGAAAUUACCUGCUGGCAUCUUCAGGUCUUUGGAGAGCCACGAACGCGCGCAAGAGAUUGCUGAUAAAGUGUGGGUGAGCGACGAUGUUAUCGAGGCGCUAGAACUCGUCGUGCGUUCUUCGCUGAAGAGCAAAAAGCGGAAGAAUACUUUCAAUCCGGACAAAUCUAAGAAGAAGGUUAAGACUGAGAAGGGCAUUAAAAAAGAGAGGGCCAAGGUGGAGCGCACUAUCAAAACACCCAAAAAGAAGAAGAGAAAGAGCGGAGACAGUGAUGCAGGAGACGACGACGUUGAAGUUCGUACUAUACUGUCUAGCGGACCUAGGAGGAAGAGCGACCGACGAAGCAACGCUAAAAGUUACGUGGAAGUCAGCUCCGAUGAGGAUGAAGCUGAUGCUGGGGAUGGAGCUGAACAGGACGAGGAGAUGGCUGAGGCGAGCGAGAGAGAAAAUACUCCACCAGCUCAAGACGUUGAGAUGACGGACGCAGAGAAAGAGUCCGAGCCAGAGGUAGAAUCGGAACCAGAGCGGCCCAGAAAGGCAGCCGUCAGGAGGGUGACCCGGAAAAAAACACCCCAGGUGAUAGCAUCGCCAAAGCCGGCGACGUCAGCUAAGACCAAACCAAAGCCCAAGGCCAACGGUAACCCCUCCUCAAGUCCAGCUGUGAAUGGCACAGUGCGGAGAAGCGCCCGGUCCCGGGGCUGAUCGAAUGGGGAUGAUCUGAUCUAAUGUUCGCUUCGGCGCGAUUGCCGCGAGCAUGCAAGGGACUGACGGAAAUUAUUUUUUUGCGUUCGUGUUUCGGUUACGACAACUUUCUCAUGAACUUUG
Molecule: messenger RNA, 4686 nt
Organism: Lindgomyces ingoldianus
Lineage: Eukaryota; Fungi; Ascomycota; Dothideomycetes; Pleosporales; Lindgomycetaceae
Exons: 3
Coding region: 148-4563 (1471 amino acids)
Biological process (GO): DNA repair; mitotic sister chromatid cohesion
Cellular component (GO): nucleus; chromatin
Source: RefSeq, a predicted model, not a curated record